GUCAAAGCAAGGGAAUAAGGGCUCCAAAAUAAAGACUCUAAGAAGUGAAUGAAGUCCGUGCGUCGUUUGACUGUGUGUGUGUGGCCUCACCGUGGAUUCUUCUCCAUUUCCUGGGCCCGAUCCCCAUUCCCAGAGUGCUUUGUAUCGCCCAUAGUUCCCAUCAUUCCCUGCCCAGACCCCAUUCGUGCCAGGAUGGCUUGAAAAUCCGGCUCAGAACCCGCCAUUCUGCUCCAUCCUCCGAUUCUCCACACCGUCUUCAAAUUUUGGUGGCUGGAUGUGGCCCAAGAUCCUGGAUUUAGAUGCGGCCUCGUGCCAAGGCAUUCGACGUAAACUCGAAUUGGAGGCCUAUUCAGGUGUGGUGAGCGCCUUGCGAGUUCAGGGCGAAUUGACGAAGGAACGACGUAAGAUUCUCGCGGAUCUGUCCAAUGUUCUGAACAUCACUCCCGAGCGACACAAAACCGAGGUCCGUCGAGCCAUUAACGAUGAACUACUCGGCACCGUGACCAAAAGGCUGACAGGGUCGCUGUGUGAAACAGAAUGGGCUCGGGAAGGCCGCCGAAUCAUCCCGUUGCUCCGCCGGGCUUUGCCUUUGACGGCCUUUACUUCUGCCGCGGAUUCGGCGCAAGUCGAGGCUGAGAAUCACAACCAAAGCCUGAAACCGCCUCUGAAGACAAAAACGGCUAAGCGGAAGACGGCUACGGGGAAUCGAGGCCUCAUGGCCCCACCACCGCCCUUAUUGAAGGAUAUCAUUCAGAACGGCGAGGUCAACCCGCCCUCGUUCGCCACACCCAUACGCCCUAAAGGCAAAGACCAUGAAGGCGAUGUCAUUAUGCUACCAUCGGGGAUGGCGGUACGCUUCAAGGAGGAACCCCUCGUGGCACACCCCGAUCCGAACAAUGCUACUCCCAGCAAGGUUAGACGAAAACGGAAAGGACCAUCGAUACCGGAAGAUGAAGCACGAGGCUCAUAUGAAGUAUAUCCGGUGGGUCAGUUCUACUCUCAAAGGCCUCCCAUGGGUCUGCUACCCGGUCUAAGUUCAAGUUCAACGAGUUCACCCCUAAUGUACGGACCUAAAGGUCGGAAACGACCCAAAAUGCCGCCUCCAGGGACGCUUCAGCCGCCCCUGCCCCCACCGCCCAAUCAGCAGCCACAUCAUCCCAUGGGUGCACCCUCGCCGGGGAUGCAUUUUAUGGAUAGCCAUCACGGCUAUGCUCGUCAAUUCUUACCCCAAAUACCCAGCCCCCUUAGUGAGCUGGGAGCCAAAAUGGCUGCCAAAUACUCUUCUUAUCUCAACCCCUCGCCGAAGGUGGGCCCAAGUAAUAAUAUCCCACCAGUUUUGCCCAAGACUCCGCUGCCUCCCCAAAAAGAAGGCAAAACAGCCAAAGGCGCCUCCAGUACAAGAGGGAAAGGCCGCGGUCGGAAACAGCAAGCUAAUAUCCGACCCAGUGCUCCAACCCCCACGCCCAUUCCUCCUGCCCCCUCCUCCUCCUCCUCCUCUUUUCCCACCUCUGUAUCCUCGUCUUCAACAGUCACCACACCCAACAGCCCGGCUCUAACCGAGGAAGCUAUUGCCAACUCGAUCCAAAGGUCCUUCAACGAGGCAUCAGGAUUGACCCCACCCUCCUCGACCCCCACCAGCUUAGUCGCAUUGUCGAGUAUGUCACCGGCUAAAAUCAUGACCUCUAUUGCCACUCUGAGCACUCUCCCGGGGAACAAACCCCGUCCGCUCACCUCCUUAUCGCCCUCAAUGCAGCUCAAAGAGGGCGUGUUGGCUCCAGGGAUGAAGGUGAUUCCUGCGGGAGCUCGGAUCUUGCCCAAGGCUCCCGUGGGAGUGACUGUCUCGACUAGUUUAGCCGCUGCGUCGGGAGCCACUUCUCUCGGUUCUGCAGGUCUACCCGUAUACAUGAUGACCUCCUCCUCGACCCCAGGUCAAAGUAAUGUAGUGCGAAUGAGUCGGGCGGGCAUUUCUCCCAUUGUGAACAGCUCUCAAUCCCCGAACUCUACCACCAGAGUCGUCACAUUGAAUCCGGGCGCAUUUAAAACGGGUGCAACCGUGCCCUUGUCUGCUACCGGGGUGGUUCGGCCCUCUGGGAAUGCCAUAAUCAAAGCUGCAUUUAGCUCGAAUGCCAUUGGUGGGACACCGUCGAGGUAUAUCACUACAUCGGGAGCGAGACCUUCGCUGAUUGUGUUGCAACGAGGGUCCUCCGGGUUAGGAGGAACUAAAGGAAUCUUGGCAGGUCAGAGGAUCAUCCAAACCUCCCCCGGGGGAAAGCCCAUGAUGAUUGUGACUAAAGCUUUGACGCCCAUGAUGACUACGGUCACUACGGCGAGUGCAACUCCCACAUCUGGAGUGGCUGUGACCGCCACCCAUCUUGCGACAUCAUUGCAAACGUCUGACAAAGAGUCUAAAGAACCGCCUAACAAACCAUCCAACAGCGUUACCUCACCAGCGUCUUCAAUGGUGGAGACAUCUUCUCAAGCUGGAAAUGUGAUCGUCUACGACAUGAGUAAGGAGUCCAGCAUUAAGAGUCACGUGCUCUCGGACAUCUUGCAAGCGACUGGGAUCGUGACUGAAGAGAGUUCGAAAGCGAAAGAGGGCUCAGAACAAUUGGCCCCGAUCAAUUUGGCCACCUCGUCUAAAGGAGACGACCGCUCUUAUGAAGAGCCAGCCACGCCCAACCCAGUCUCCAGUGCAGAAGCCUCGAAUCAAACCCCUCGAACCCAAGUAUUACUGACCAGAGAGGGGCUGAAAACUUUUGAACAAGGUUCCAGUUCGUCUCAAUUUGCCAGCCAAGUGCGGAAAGCCAAUGCUCAACGGUUACCCCCUUUGGUGGCUGGAUCAAUUCAACUGAGUACAGAAGACACGAGUCCUAAAAAGAGUUCAGAAGUGGAGGGAAAUUGUUUGCCGCUAACCCCAAACAAGACAAAUGAACCGCCCUCUACCUCCAAAACUGAGGCGCCUAAACUGAAAUUGGAUCUGAAUUCCGUGAUAGAAGAGGAACUUCGAACUGAGGAUUCUCCCAGCACAAACUAGCUGCAACCAGAGAGCUGAAGAUGAUGAUGAUCCGUCACCUCAAUAUCUGAUAAAUUCGUUGGUUUAUCGACCCCAAAAGCAGAUUAUUAUUAUUAUAAUUAUUAGAGGAGUUCACACAAUGGCAUCUUCGUAUUUUUCCCCGAGAUGACCUCAAUUUUCAAAUCUUGCAAUGCUUGAAAGAAUGAAGUAUCUUUUUUUUGUGGCGAAAACAAACGCUCAUAAAUCAAAAACAACGCCCGAAUGGAUGAAUGGAAAAAAAGGAAACCUACAGAGAGGACAAUUUUCCACCCAGAAAACAGUUGCUCCACUUUUUUCUUGUCCCCCCCCCCCCCCAUAUCGAUGAGACCAUCCAAAUCCAAUCCCCGAUCUUGUCCGGAAUUUGGAUACCCCCGAUUGAAUUGCACCUCUUCACCGGAGAACGGCACCAAAUUUAGAAUUUGUUAGCUGUCUUAACAAAUUGAAGAUUAUCUACUUAAAAUAUAUACUUCACUCCCGUCUCUAAAUAUAACUAAA
Molecule: messenger RNA, 3547 nt
Organism: Tigriopus californicus
Lineage: Eukaryota; Metazoa; Arthropoda; Copepoda; Harpacticoida; Harpacticidae
Product: BRCA2-interacting transcriptional repressor EMSY-like
Exons: 9
Coding region: 275-3034 (919 amino acids)
Biological process (GO): regulation of DNA-templated transcription
Cellular component (GO): nucleoplasm
Source: RefSeq, a predicted model, not a curated record